Messenger RNA from Hyaloscypha bicolor E, 1450 nucleotides. RefSeq lists its product as uncharacterized. Lineage: Eukaryota; Fungi; Ascomycota; Leotiomycetes; Helotiales; Hyaloscyphaceae. The record is from RefSeq and is a predicted model, not a curated record. Bases 136 to 1293 code for a protein of 385 amino acids. The transcript has 9 exons.
GUAAUCGUGCGGCGUCGCUCGCACUAAACCAGCUACCCUGCAGGUUUAGUGCGGUACAGUAAUAUGGUCGAAAAUCAGUAAUAUGGUCGCUUUUUUCUCCCAUUUAUUGAUUUUAAUUAAUUAAAUAUUAACACCAUGACCAAAUAUGACCCUGAAGAAGAGAAAAGGAUGGCCCAGGCCUCCGAUUUCUAUGCCAGAAACCCACACGUCAAAAAAUCUGCGAUUGCGCGUCAAUUCAGGGAGGGCGUUAAGCAGUUUAUCGAUUUCCUGAUCUAUUUAGGCCAUAAAGCUAAUCUCAAAACGGUUCAGGCGGCGGCAAAUAAGAUUCUAGCUGAGAGCGCGUCCACCCACCAAGUUACGCCAUGGUUUAAAACCCUUCGUGCGAAGAUACUAGUACAAAAGCGGAAGGCAGCAAAUCGAAAGGAGGAUCUGGAAGAGCAUUUUAAUAAGUAUUAUGGGGCGUUAGAGAAGUUUGGGAUCUGCUUUAAAGACAUGUGGAAUAUGGACGAAACUGGCUUUCGUAUUAGCGUUUUGAAUAGAAAGAUUAUUAUUAUAUACCUUAAUACGAAAGCUGUCUACUUGGCAGAUCCUAAUAAUCGAGAAUCACUUACUACGAUCGAAACUAUAUCUGCUAGGGGCGAAGUAAUUAUACUAUUCCUGAUUUUGAAGGGAGAGAUCCUAUUAGAAGAAUACUUUAAUAAUGACCUUAAUGCCGAAAUAGUCUUUGCUAUAAGCUCUACUAGAUAUAUAAAUAAUGCUUUAAGCCUCAAAUAUAUUAAGGACAAGGAGAAGUACGCUCUUAUACCGACUAAGCCUAAGUUACUUAGGGCAAGCUUAAUUAUGGAAAGAGAGCUUGUAAGAGAGAAGGCAGGCAGGAAGCAUGUGCAAAAAUAUGGGGUCAUUUCCAAGGAGUUCCUUUUUACCGCUAAAGAGAUGAAUAAUAAUGCCUACCUAAAUCGACGAAUUAAGGAAACUAAUACAUAUAUUAUAAAGCAUAUUACUACUCCGUACGAUUUAGGGGAGCCCUUUGGCUAUGGAGAUAAACCACUAUUUAUUAAUUAUGGUAAUACUGAGCUUUUUCAUGCGAAUAAGAUGGAUUUUAGGCUAGCUUCCCCUGGAUACGAAGAGGAGUGGGUUAGUGAGUUUGGUGAUAUGCGGGUGGAAAUGCUAGCUAGAGAGCUUGGUUUUGUGAGGCCACUACCUAACCCCUCUUUAUUUUAUAAUAAUGGUUUUGGUAAUAUAGUUAGAUUGGAUACUAAUGGGGAGGAGAUAAUUAUUAGGUAUACGAAAUAGGACGUGGUUAUUAUAUAAUUAAUUGAUUUCUAAGUUAGUGGCAUUUUGGGGGGGUCGCCGAUGACCUGAAGUAUGUAAUAUUUCCACCAUUUUUUACUAUAUACAUAUGUGAUAUGAAAGUAAGAGAAUUUGAUUUAUUAAUUAUAGUAUGAAUGCC